This is a messenger RNA of Staurois parvus, 356 nucleotides long. The record is from the annotation of a GenBank genome assembly. NCBI's taxonomy places the organism in Eukaryota, Metazoa, Chordata, Amphibia, Anura, Ranidae.
AUGGGGCCCCAGGGCAAUAGGGGAUCAUGGGGCCCUUGUGUCCUUGCCCAAACUCAAAAAAGCCUAUGAAAAAGUAUGAUAUUUUUCUGAGUGUUUCCAAAAUGGCUACAUCACCAUAUGCUCCAACAGAUGAUGAAGCACUUUCAGCCCAAUGGGAGAAAACCGCUAUAGCAGUAUCAGGGGCAGACUGACAACUCAUGGGGCCCCCGUGCAAUAGGGGAUCAUGGGGCCCCUGUGUCCUUGCCCAAACUCAAAAAAAACCUAUGAAAAAGGUACCAGGGGCAUCUCAUGGUGCCCCCUACUGACCCCGGGCCCUCGGGCAGUGCCCGAGUUUCCAAAUGGUCAGUUCGCCCCUG